AUGCUGAAUCUGACGCUAGUGCUACAGCACUGGCACUACAAAACCUGGCAGCGCUCCACUGCUGGAUACUUGCGCACAUUUAUGAAGAACAAGCUCCCUGGCAACGAGCUGGUCGGUUACGUGAUCAACGAUAAGCACCCGAAGUCUAUCCGUGUGGCCUGUGACAGGUAUAUGUAUGUAGUGAGGUACAAGAAGGCGUUCAGGUAUACAAAAAAAGUGUGGGCUCACGACGAGGCCAGCGAGGCGCGCCUCGGAGAUGUUGUUCGUCUGCAGCCUCUGGGGUACCGCAUAGGCCCGUGGAAGAACUACUUGCUUGUCAAGAUUCUACAUAAGGAACCGCGGCCGUAUAUGACAAGCGAAACGUAG
Molecule: messenger RNA, 366 nt
Organism: Cyclospora cayetanensis
Lineage: Eukaryota; Apicomplexa; Conoidasida; Eucoccidiorida; Eimeriidae
Product: 30S ribosomal protein S17
Exons: 3
Coding region: 1-366 (121 amino acids)
Biological process (GO): translation
Cellular component (GO): ribosome; mitochondrion
Molecular function (GO): structural constituent of ribosome
Source: RefSeq, a predicted model, not a curated record